Molecule: messenger RNA, 1268 nt
Organism: Paramormyrops kingsleyae
Lineage: Eukaryota; Metazoa; Chordata; Actinopteri; Osteoglossiformes; Mormyridae
Gene: ier2a
Product: immediate early response 2a
Source: RefSeq, a predicted model, not a curated record
CGCCAUACGGGCGCUCAUGUGAGUGUUUAAGCCGGGCGGUGAGGCGAGAGGGAAGUCAGAACUGAGAAGUGCAUAGCGCUUUGGAAAUCUGUUCACAAGUUAAGUAAACUUCAUAAACACGCGAUCGGGAAAAUGGACGUGAGCGCAGAGGCCAAGCGGAUCAUGGUCCAGGCUUUGGGCAAACUGUACAGCUCGCGCACCCAGCGGGGCGGACUGAGGCUCCACCGGAAUCUGCUGCUCACCUUGGUCAUGAAAUCGGCCAGAGACAUUUACCACAGCGCCCGAACUGCGUGCGAGAACGAAGCGCAGAGCGGCAGCCCCCUCCCUGACCCGCAGCCCCAGCGGACGGAGGAAGCGAUGGACACCAGCGACGCCGACGGGGAGAGCUGUGUCUCAGCUCGGACCUCCGAAGGCAAGUGUAAGGUGACAUCUGCGAACUGUAAAAAGAGCCAGGAGGACAAAGAGAACAGUGAUCCCGUACGAUCUGACCGCCACUCCAGAAAGCGGCCGAGCAAAGCGGCAGCCGAGCCCGACUUUCUCCCUACAAAGAAAGCGAGGAUGGAAACGGGCGAGGAGAGACACGGCGCUCGGCCCGGGGCACUGAGGACGACCACGGGGAACUGCUAUCGGGCUGACGAGACGCUGACUUCUCUGCCAAUGUCCCGGGCAAUUACCGCCUUCUGAAGGGGAGGCGAGAGGACUUUGCCGUCGUUCAGAUGACGGGUACCGACAUCCGGCCUCAGCUUGGAGGGGUCAGGAUCCGUCCCGGUUUGCGGCGUUUCUCUCCCUCCGCGCACCAACCAGAGACUCGUGCGACUCGGAGGCGCCGGCGAGGCCUGGAAUCGCCCUGAUAGACAAGUCAGGCUGGGAGUCGGCUGUGAAAAGCUGGGAUCCGUGCGCCAUGGUGCCGUGAGACACGGGUGACUCAUACCGAAAGACUGGGUGACAUCCGCUUGUGAGAUCCCCACCUGCAUGGGGGUGGGUGGCGCAGCGGGGUCACUAGAUCAGGGGGCAGACGUGCGUCUCCCGGACCCGGACAGCAGGCGGAGACAUGAAUGGACUCGUAUAGCUACAGACAUUAAGUGGUGCUAGAUAAUUACCUGCCCAGAGCAGCAUGUUUACCUGUGUCAGUGUGUAGGAAGCUGGUGUCCACACCUUGUGUGAAACGAAAGAUUGUACAUAUUUGUUUACAGUUCCGUUACUCUUGAAAGCUGCUUUUAUGUUUAUACUCGAAUACCUCAUGUGGAUAAUAAACAUUUUAUAAAGUA